AUGAAUUGUCCUUCCUCCACUACUAAAGGGAAUUCCGUUGAGGAGGAUUUAGAUGAGAAAGGAUAUCCGACUAAUAAAUGCGACGCCGUCAAUCGCCAUACCCAAACGCAGGACGACAAUUCUGAACUUUCCCAGAAAACCGAUGGAAUUGGAAUUGUAAAAGGUGGAUACCACUGGAAUUCUGAUUACCAAUCGAAAUCAUCGCAGCUCCCCAAACCCGAGCCACCGCCUGGGAUGAUGAUCCAGCGGUCGCGAUCCUCGCCGGAGACGAUUGACGCUCCGGCGGCGGCGAUCGGGAAGUUCCUCCGCCAGAAGAGCAGCAGCUUCUCGGCAGCGAUUACAAAGCGCCUAUCCUCCCUGAAAAGGCAAGACGAGGAUGUGGUGGUGAAGGAGUUCGAUCUGGUGGGCCUCAAGGUGGUGAAGGCGCCCAAGGAGGAAAUCAAGGGGAGAGUGAGCUUCUUCUCCCGGUCCAAUUGCAGGGACAGCGGCGCCGUCCGGUCCUUCCUGCGCCACAGAAAUUUGAAUUUCGUUGAGAUUAACGUUGACGUGUACCCCAGCCGGGAGGGGGAGCUGAGGGAGAGGACCGGCGGCGUCUCGGUGCCACAGAUAUUCUUCAACGAGAAACUAAUCGGAGGACUGGUGGCGUUGAACUCGCUGCGCAACGCCGGGAUGCUGGAGGCGAAGAUGGAGGAGAUUUUGAGGAGGAGUUGCGGGGAGGACGCGCCGGCACCGCCGGUGUACGGGUUGGACGAGGCGGGAGAUGAGGGGGCGGAGUUGGACGAGGCCGCGGAGAUGGUGAGGGUUGUGAGGCAGAGGGUUCCGAUUCAGGAUCGGAUUGUGAAGAUGAAGUUAUUGAAGAACUGCUUCUCCGGCGCCGACCUGGUGGAGGUUCUCAUACACCAUUUAGACUGCGGACGUCGGAAGCUUGUCACCAAUGGCUUUGAGUCGUUACAAAUCUUCAUGGAUGAGAUUUGCGUGGAAAACAGAAGACCGUUCAAAAGCAAUUCACCAAAUUAG
Striga asiatica is the source of this 1017-nucleotide messenger RNA. NCBI's taxonomy places the organism in Eukaryota, Viridiplantae, Streptophyta, Magnoliopsida, Lamiales, Orobanchaceae. The record is from the annotation of a GenBank genome assembly.